GUCAGACGGAAGUUGUUUGGAUUGCGGAAGUGAGCAGAUGCUCUUGAAUGCUGUUGUGCUAGAAGCUUUAGUGAUUUUGUGUACGACUCAGUACAUUAGUCGUGUUUAUUGCUUCAUGUAUGUAGGUCCUUUUGAUCUUCAGUUUCACGCCUCAACCAGCCUGUUUGUCCAGUCUGUCCGGCUGAGCCGUUGCCAUGGGCGAUCACACCGACGUCAGCCUGCCACCGGAGGAGCGAUUCCACGCCCUGACCAAGAAGGGGAGCUUGGUGGAGGUCAACGAUGACGUCCCGCCGCGCCGCUACUUCCGCUCAGGCAUGGAGAUGAUCCGCAUGGCCAGCAUCUACACGGAGGAGGGCAACAUCGAGCGCGCCUUCGUUCUUUACAACAAAUAUAUCACGCUCUUUAUUGAGAAACUUCCCAAGCAUCGGGACUACAAGACUGCAAAUAUUCCUGAGAAGAAGGACACAGUAAAGGUGCCCACACUGUGUUCUGUGAACCCGAUUGGUUCAGAGGACAGUUGCAGCUUAGCAUGUCACCUCUUUCUGAUUCCUCUGCAGAAACUCAAAGAAGUUGCAUUUCCACAAGCAGAGGUUCUUAAAAAAGCUCUUUUGAGGAGAUUUGAACAAGAAUAUGCAGAAUAUCUUGUCAAAAAGAAAGCGGAGGAGGCAGCCAUGGCGCAGGAACAGUCCAAGCGGCGUGCGCUGGACGCCGAACGGGAGCGCGUGGCGGAGAUGCAGCGGCGGCAGCGGGAGCAGGAGCAGUUCAGUGCCUUUGAGGAGAUGAUCCGCCGCCAGGAAUUGGAGAAGGAGCGCCAGCGAGUGCUCCUAGAGUUUGCCACACCAGCCACGCCCCCUGCGGACACGCCCCUCCUUCCAGGCAUCCAGGGUCCACCGCUGAGCCCGGGGUACAUAUCCGGCGGCAACGACUAUCAGCAUACUCGGCCGUCUGCACCCAUCGGCUCACCCAUCGGCUCACCCACGGCCGGUCCGCCCAGCUUCGACCGCUCGCUCAAGCCGGGUUCGCUGGUCAGCCCAGGAAACAAUUCGAUGGUGGAUGCCCUUCGGCAGCUGGCUGUUCCUGCCGAGCUUUGCCGGAGCUUCCUGAGGCUGGCUGAGGCCAACACCAGCAGAGCCAUAGAAACCUGUGGCAUCCUGUGUGGGAAGCUGACCAGAAACGCAUUCACUGUGACCCACGUGAUUGUCCCGAAGCAGUGUGGCGGGCCGGACUACUGUGACACGGAAAACGAGGAGGAACUUUUCCUCGUACAGGACCAGUAUGACCUCAUCACUCUGGGAUGGAUACACACUCACCCGACGCAGACGGCCUUCCUGUCCAGCGUGGACCUCCACACCCACUGCUCCUACCAGAUCAUGCUGCCUGAGGCCGUCGCCAUCGUCUGCUCGCCUAAGUUUAACGAAAUCGGUUACUUCCGGCUCACGGAUCGAGGAGUAGAUGAGAUCUCCACGUGUAGACAGAAAGGUUUCCACCCUCACAGCAAAGAACCGCCUUUAUUCACGCACGCAGGACACGUCACCAUCACCGAAGGCUCCGUGUCCAUGAUGGAUCUGCGGUGAUGUUCUCAUCACAACACUCAAGACUGUUUUAUCAACCUGAGGCUGAUUUACUGGAGAAAAACAAACUCGUUUCAUUUUCAGAACGGUACUGAGACGCCGCCGCCCACAAGUUUACCGUUAGAUUGGACUGGAUUUGUUCUGGAGAGGAACAAAGUUGGAAAGAAGAGAAAAUCCACUUUAUUUCUGUUGUUGCACUUUCCAAGCAGCGAUCCACCUGGACGUUCCACCCUCGUGCUCCUCGCUCUGGUUCUGUCUCCGUGUGUUUUCCCGCUCAGAUUUUUGUUUCAGCCCCAAACAGCUAAAGGUCCGCUAGCUCCACUCUUCACAUGGAACGGAUGAAGUGUCAAGGAUGGGAACAUUUACCUGUUGAGUUUUUCAUUGUGCAAUACCAAUCCUCGUGUGAAGCCAGGAGUUGUUUCAAGCUGAUGAGAUGCAAGCCAGCAGUAACUCAGGAACUCGGGCUGUACCGCCGCCGCCGCUGCUCUGUAGCGUUGCUUCUACGUCUCACCACUCCACAACACCUGGUCAUGGCUUUUGUUUAAACUUCAUUUCUUGUUUAGUUAUGAAACGACUUGUUAAACUUCCUCAACUCCUUGUCGUUAGUGUUUUAGGGGAAACGGGGUUAGGACCUGUACAGUUCUGAAUGUACCUACGUUACGAACCGUCUGAUCCUAGCUCAUGUUGGUCCAUCCUUGAGUUAGCUCCCGUCUCUUCUUAGGACACUUAAAUGAUUAGCCAUAAUUACCAAUUAUACGCCACGAUGAAAUAAAGUUGUAGAUGAGUUUA
This is a messenger RNA of Nothobranchius furzeri (turquoise killifish), 2360 nucleotides long. RefSeq names its product STAM-binding protein-like A. Gene Ontology annotation, biological process: protein K63-linked deubiquitination. The record is from RefSeq and is a predicted model, not a curated record. NCBI's taxonomy places the organism in Eukaryota, Metazoa, Chordata, Actinopteri, Cyprinodontiformes, Nothobranchiidae. Gene Ontology annotation, molecular function: protein binding; metal-dependent deubiquitinase activity; K63-linked deubiquitinase activity. Gene Ontology annotation, cellular component: endosome; cleavage furrow.